AUGGGGAACUUGCAUAGGAGUGGAGGCGUAAAGAGGUCAAAUGAUGGUGUGCGUCUCUUUCUAACAACCCUCAUUGGGAUGGUGUUUGGAUAUUGUAUAGGUGUUUCAUUUCCUACUGUUUCUUUAAGCAAGAUUAAUCUGCCUUCAAGUUUAAUAUCAUCUAUUGAUAUGGCUUUUCAUGAUGGCCGCCAUGCAUCUGAUGAUCGUAGUUUUCCUGAAAACCUUGGUUCAGGGAGUACUCCUUUAACACCCAAGAUAUAUGUUCCUACAAAUCCUCGUGGUGCUGAGUCUUUACCUCCAGGAAUUGUUGUGUCAGAAUCAGAUUUUUAUCUGAGAAGAUUAUGGGGUGAACCUAGUGAGGAUCUGAAAAGGAAGCCGAAGUAUCUAGUAACAUUUACAGUUGGUUGGAAUCAAAAGGACAAUAUUAAUGCUGCUGUUAAAAAGUUCUCUGAGGACUUUCAGAUAAUGCUUUUUCAUUAUGAUGGCCGGACAACUGAAUGGGAUAUAUUUGAGUGGUCACAGCGUGCCAUUCAUGUCAGUGUUAGAAGACAAACUAAAUGGUGGUAUGCAAAGAGAUUUCUACAUCCAGAUGUUGUGGCUGCUUAUGACUACAUCUUCAUUUGGGAUGAAGAUCUUGGAGUUGAACACUUCGAUGCUGAAAAGUAUGUACAAUUGGUCAAGAAACAUGGACUAGAGAUUUCACAGCCAGGUCUUGAACCCAACAAUGGGCUGACAUGGCAAAUGACAAAAAGGCGUGGUGAUAGAGAAGUUCACAAGGAUACAGAGGAAAAACCGGGCUGGUGCAGUGAUCCACAUUUGCCUCCUUGUGCAGCUUUUGUGGAAAUUAUGGCUCCAGUGUUCUCUCGAGAGGCUUGGAGAUGUGUUUGGCAUAUGAUUCAGAAUGACUUGGUUCAUGGAUGGGGAUUGGAUUUUGCAUUAAGAAGAUGUGUGGAUCCUGCACAUGAAAAAAUUGGCGUUGUUGACUCCCAGUGGAUUGUCCACCAAGUAAUCCCGUCACUUGGAAGUCAGGGCGAAGCUGAGAAUGGUAAGGCGCCUUGGCAAGGGGACGGCCGUGCCGAGCGACAGAGGACGCUCGCGCCUAGCCCCUUUCAAGCCCGCGAACAGCCUUGCCGAGGACGCUCACGCCGAGCUCCUUCAUGCCGUGGGCGCACCGCGAGCGACCAUGUCGAGCUGCCGCUGAGCUCGGCCAAUGACCGAUCUUUGGAGCAAUCCGUCGUGCAAAGUGCCGAGGCGCAACUUGUGCAAGAUGUCGCGACACGACCCGUCACGCGAAAUGUCGAGCUGUGGACCUCCCGUCCGAGAUGCCGAGCUGUCGACCUCCCGUCCGAGAUGCCGAGCUGUCGACCCGUCGUGCGAGAACCCGAAGUGCUGACCGACGCGCGACCCGACGUGCUAAAUGUCGAGGCGCGAUCCACGACGCGAGGUGCCAAGCUGCGGCCGAGCUGUCGAUCCACCGUGCGAAAAGUCGAGGGGCUAACCGACGAUCGACCUGACGUGCGGAAUGUCGAGGCGCGACCCACAACACGAGGUACCAAGCUGCGGCAGAGCUGCCGACCCACCUACGAAAAGCUGAGGUGCUAA
Striga hermonthica is the source of this 1602-nucleotide messenger RNA. The record is from the annotation of a GenBank genome assembly. NCBI's taxonomy places the organism in Eukaryota, Viridiplantae, Streptophyta, Magnoliopsida, Lamiales, Orobanchaceae.